GUACAGCAGACGGACAAAGCCUUUCAACACUGGAGCUUGGCAAUUUCAUGUCGAGCGCCGCCGCGGCGAUACACCGCGUCCUCCUCCAGGGCGUCAGCUCCAGCGAUCGCCUUCCACCCCUCACCGUCAAACUGCUCCACGGCCGCCUCCUCCGGCUCGACCUCCUAGGCGACCUCUCCCCGCUCCUCCUCCGCGCGCUCUCCUCCUCCGGCCUCCACGUCCACGCCCUCCGCCUACAUUCCCUCCUUCCCCUCCCCUCCCACCUGACCUUGCCAUGCGCCCUCAAGUCCGCCUCCCGCCUCCCCAACCCUCUCCCCGUCGGCGAGCAGCUCCACGCCCGCUCCCUCAAGCUCCCCUCCCACUCCAACCCCUACGUCCUCACCUCCCUCCUUAACCUCUACGCGAAAUGCGACCUCGUGGACCAUGCGCGGAGCGUGUUCGACGAAAUGCGCUGCCCCAACACGGUCUCCUGGACCGCGCUCAUCACCGCGUACAUGAACGCGGGGCGAGUCAGGGAGGCCGUCGCCGUCGCGAGGGACGCGUUCGCGAGCGGGAUGCGCCCGGACAGCUUCACGGUCGUGCGGGUCCUGACGGCAUGCGCCCGGGUCGCGGAUUUGGGCACUGGGGAGGCGGUGUGGAGGGCGGCACAAGCGGAGGGGGUUGCGGGCAGCGUGUUUGUGGCAACUGCGGCGGUAGAUAUGUACGUCAAGUGCGGCGAGAUGGCGAGGGCAAGGGAGGUGUUCGACAAGAUGCCGGAGAAGGAUGCUAUAGCUUGGGGUGCCAUGGUCGGGGGAUAUGCUUCGAAUGGGCACCCCCAAGAGACUCUGGAGCUCUUCUUUGCAAUGCAGACUCAGGGAGUGAAGCCAGAUUGCUACACGGUGGUAGGGGCGCUCUCAGCUUGCACCCGGCUGGGUGCACUUGAUAUGGGACGGCAGGCAGUCAGGACGAUGGACUGGGAUGAGUUUCUUGACAACCCAGUUCUAGGGACUGCGCUGAUUGAUAUGUAUGCCAAGUGUGGGAGCACAGGCGAGGCAUGGGUUGUGUUCCAGCAGAUGAGGAAGAGGGACAUUGUUGUUUGGAAUGCGAUGAUCUUGGGGUUGGGCCUGACUGGGCAUGGUAAGAUUGGAUUUGCCCUUGUUGGCCAGAUGGAGAAGUCAGGCAUGAAACUGAAUGACAAUACUUUCAUCAGCAUUCUCUGCAACUGUACUCAUACCGGCCUUGUAAAAGAUGGACGGCGGUACUUCCAUAACAUGACUCAGUUAUACAACAUCACACCUAGGAUUGAGCACUAUGGUUGUAUGGUCGACCUGCUCAGUCGCGCUGGGUUGCUCCAGGAAGCCCGUCAGCUUAUUGAUGAUAUGCCAAUGCAGGCAAAUGCUGUCGUGUGGGGAGCACUUCUUGGUGGCUGCAAGAUUCACCGAGACGCAGAGCUUGCAGAACAUGCCUUGAAGCAGCUCGUCAUGCUAGAGCCCCGGAAUUCAGGGAAUUAUGUCAUGCUCUCGAACAUAUACUCUAACAGCAACAGAUGGGAGGAUGCUGCAAAGCUUAGAUCGGACAUGAAGGUGAAAAGGGUUGAGAAGGUCCGUGCAUAUAGCUGGGUUGAGUUUAGUGGUAAGGUCCACGAGUUCCGUGUUGGAGACAAGUCGCAUCCCCACAUGGAUCAGAUUUACCAAAAGCUAGAUGAAUUAGGCAUGGAAAUGAAAACUAUGGGUUACAAACCAACUACAGAUGUGGUGAUGUUCGACGUUGAAGAUGAGGAGAAGGAGCACACUCUAGUUUAUCACAGCGAGAAACUUGCCAUUGCAUUUUGCCUUCUCACUACCCAACCAGGGGAGGUCAUUAGGGUCACCAAGAACCUUAGGGUAUGCACCGACUGUCACACUGCUAUCAAACUAAUAUCGAGGAUAACUCAUCGGGAGAUCAUUGUUCGGGAUAACAAUCGGUUUCAUUGUUUCAAAGAUGGUUGUUGCUCUUGUAAUGACUACUGGUAGAAAUAGAGAAGUGGUGUGUAGUUACAAUUUUGAGCAGGUUGGAGUCCCUUUGACUACUAAAUUUGAGCCAGCUAGAUAGGCAAUUUUCACUUGAAAGACAAGAGCUUCAGGACUCUUGUAUUCCACCAAAUGAGAAUAAGAAUGAGAGCAAGAAGGGGAUAUCUUUGUGAAGGGACCGGCACCAGAAAGUAAAUCAUAUGGCCUUUCUAUCGCCAAAAUCAAAUCAAGCCCCGGCCAAAGAAUUGCAGCAAAGCAAGUCGUCUUUGGUUUGGAGCUAAAUUCAUGGAUGUAUAGGCUUGAUAGAGUGCCCUAUCUGAACGCGCUGGUUGAUGGUUGAGCGUUUUAGAGCAUAACUCAUGUCAUUGUCAACCCUGUAGACCUUACCAGUUUCGUCUUCUGCAUCACUGUUCUUCCACAAA
Molecule: messenger RNA, 2410 nt
Organism: Triticum aestivum (bread wheat)
Lineage: Eukaryota; Viridiplantae; Streptophyta; Magnoliopsida; Poales; Poaceae
Product: putative pentatricopeptide repeat-containing protein At3g08820
Exons: 2
Coding region: 48-1991 (647 amino acids)
Biological process (GO): RNA modification
Molecular function (GO): protein binding; RNA binding; zinc ion binding
Source: RefSeq, a predicted model, not a curated record